This is a messenger RNA of Lachnellula hyalina, 1842 nucleotides long. RefSeq lists its product as uncharacterized. Gene Ontology annotation, biological process: regulation of DNA-templated transcription. Bases 1 to 1842 code for a protein of 613 amino acids. Gene Ontology annotation, molecular function: zinc ion binding; DNA-binding transcription factor activity, RNA polymerase II-specific. Lineage: Eukaryota; Fungi; Ascomycota; Leotiomycetes; Helotiales; Lachnaceae. The transcript is spliced from 4 exons. The record is from RefSeq and is a predicted model, not a curated record.
AUGUCUGGCUCAAGAGCAAGUAAAGGGUGUCAACAAUGCCGGAAGCGUAAAGUCAAAUGUGACGAAGGCCGUCCUUUUUGCAACCGCUGCAUCCAACGCGGUGAAGCAUGCUAUGGCUACCGCGACCCCCAAACCACCUACCUCUUCAAAUCAGAAAACGAGCGUACUGCAACGCUCGUCUCGCGGGCCCAAACAAGACCACGGCGCAGAGCCUCAUCUCUGUCAUCUAGCUCUCGUCUACGCAUCACGCUCUCAGUCAGCUCCAUAGAUGACAGCGACCUCGAGAACGCAGCCCAGGAUCUGGAUCUAGGGACUCCGUACCCGUGGCUGAAAGAUGGGUCGAAAGCACGUGAGCAAAGCGUCGAGAAGAGGGCUGUCGAUAAAUUCUUCGAGAAAUUCGUCCUCUUUCCCUGUAACUCAUCCUCCUCAUCUGGCUUCCUAGAACAGCUCCCCAUGCUGUUCGAAGAAGUGCAGACCGAAGGACGAGUAGCGCUGCGGUGGGCUGUGCGUGCUGCGAGUUUUGCGAGUCUGAAUAAUGAACAGGGGAAUGAGCAGUUGGAGCGGAAGGCUAGUGUGUGUUAUGGGAAGGCGUUGGAGGCGCUGGGUGACUCGUUGAGGAAUAAAGAGGAGGCUGUUAGCGAUUAUACGCUUAUGACCGUCGUCAUGCUCGAUCUAUUCGAAACCAUCUUCAUACAAGUCCCCACCCACAGCCGUAGCGCACAUACCGAAGGAAUGGCUCAAAUCCUGCGUCUGCGCGGUCCGGACCAGAUAUACUCCGCGCGCGGCUGGUCUCUAUACAGACUCGCGCACCACCGCUUGCAGCGGCAACAGCUCACUUACGACUCCGCGCCUGCGAUUUCCCAGGAACAGGAAGACUUGCUGUCGAGUUUGACGCCGGAUACGCCUAGUAACCGUAUCACGCAUGACAAUUUCGCCAUUUCGAAAAUCUGUGCUAGUGCACGUGAAUUGAGGGCGAAACUGGUAGCGGGCGAUGAGCGGAGCGAUGAAGAGACCAUGGAGCUGGUGAGGAAAAUGGUCGAGUUAGAUCGGACGGCGACGGGGUGGCGGGCUGGGCCGAGUUGGGAGUAUAGGGACGCGAGGAAGCAUGAUAUUGCGGGGGCACCGGAGUGGUUUCCAGCGCAUAUUCAACUCCAUCACGAUGCGUGGAUUGCUUAUGAGUGGAACUAUCACCGCACCGGCCGUAUCAUCCUGCAUACGCACAUACUGGAAUGUUUGGACCGGCUGCUAGAUUCUGUUUCUCUUGCUAGUUGGAGCUAUCCUUCACCGUACAUGCUCCCCCUCUCGCGAAACCCACUCUCCCCCCUUCCUUCCCCUCACAACUCACUAGCUAAAAACUCGCAUUCAAAUAGACCACAACGUACAUCCACAUCCAGCUGCGCAUCCUCCGCACCCUCCGAUUCCGCUCCCACGCUCUCCGAGCUCCAAGAAUACUACAUGCAUUCAAAAAGUGUAAUCUUGUCGCUCGCCGCAAAAAUAGUCUCCACGGCAUGCCUCCCCUUUGCCUGUUCCCCAACCCCAACCCCCACUAUCACUAAAACUAUCACUAACACCACCCAGGCCCCCCAAUCACUAGGAUUCAUCGAUUCCGCCGGGACUCUACUAAUCCCAACCCCAGAAGCAAGGGCAUUAGAAAGCGAGAUAUUGGAGGAGAAGAGAACCCUUCAAGGUGUAGGAGCAUACUUCCUUCUCUGGCCCAUAAAGGUAGUCAAGGGGAGUAAACAUGUACGGGAUGAAGAGAGGGAGUUGGCGACGCUGGUGAGUGAGAUGAUUAGGGACGUUACGGGGAUGAGGGGGCGUUUAGGAGAGAGGAGUUGCUUUUGA